AUGCAUGUGGUGUUGGUGUUAAUUGGCCUUGUAGUGCUCAGCAAAUGUGCUCAGAACUGGGACUUCGCAGACUUGUUGAGUCUUUGGGGUGACAGGGCCUCCUACCUGCAAUUAAAGGGUGCAUGCAUGGUUUGUAUCAUGUCGCAGACUCCCUUGGUAUCGAUCUGUAAGGACAACUACAGCUCCAGUGGUAAGAAGAGCCGUUGGGAUGUGCAGGAAGAUGAAGCUGCAGGUGUCCAUGAUGCUAUGCAGGAGAAUGAUGAAGGGGAGGAGGAAGAGGAGUUGGAAGAGGAUGAAGAAAUCCCUUUAGAGGAUCUUCCCUGUGAGCCAGUACGCGAGAAUCCUCGCAGCAAGGCAGUGAAUCCCCCCAGCAAGGCAGUGAAUCCCACCAGCAAGGCAGUGAAUCCCACCAGCAAGGCAGUGAAUCCGUCCAGCGAGGCAGUGAAUCCACCCAGCAAGGCAGUGAAUCCACCCAGCAAGGCCCAUAGCUUCGCCAGUGACAGAAGGCCCUUUCAUGAUGACAGCCGCAGGUCCAUGACUAGUUUGGCAAGCAAUGCUUCUUUGGCUGCGACAGUGAUAGAGACACCGGAGCGGCUAGUGAACCCCAUCGUCCCAAAAGAUGGGAUGCUGACCCCAUCACCUGUUUCGAUGAAUGUUGUGACGAAGGAAGUGCUUCUGGUGGUCGAUUCACCACUGAAGGUUGUUAAGGAGGAGCCGCGAACGAGCCAGGAACAUGCCGACGGCCAGGCUCCGCUGCCUCUUUUUGAUCGGGAGGCUGCACUCCAGGAGCUGGCGAUGCUUGAGGUGGCAACGGAGAGCCAGCUGAUGGAGGCAGCUGCACAGCUUGCAAAGGUUACCAAUGGGGAGGACGGCUUGCAGGAGGAGACUGGGAUUCCUGUUCAAGAGCAGGUGGGUGUGCCGAAUGCUGUGUCUGGGGACCCUGAACCUACUGUGCCUCCCGCCGUGGCCGUUGAAACGGCGAGUGCUGUUUCUGGGGAGCCUGAACGUGGACCUAUUGUGCCUUCCGCUGUGGCUGUUCCAGAGGCGGUGACGAGUGACGUGGCAGCUGAAAAGAAGGCUAAGAAAGCAGAAGAGAGGGAAAACCAAAAGGAUCGCAGAACAGCUGCUAAGAGCAAGCCCAGCAAAGCAGCUGAAGCCCCACCAGACCCGGAGCCUGAGCAAAAUGAGGAGGCUGCUGAGGCUGAGGAUGAAGGGCACCAGGAAUCGGGUGGAAAAGGAACACGUGGCCGUGGCCGUGGGCGCGGCCGGGGUGGCGGGCGUGGAAAGAAAAAGCUUGCAGAUGACAACAAGGCUAAAGGUGUUGAAGCUAAGGCUAAGGAUGAGGGGCGCCAGGAAUCACGUGAACCGGGAACACGUGGCCGGGGCAAUGGACGUGGCAGGGGUGGCAGAGGCAAGCGUGCCAAGAGUUCGGCAACAAAGGAGGACAAACCUGCCAAAAGGCUCCGGGGAAAGCAAGCAAAUCGUGCGGGUGAGGCACCAGAGGAAGAGAUGCCCCAGGAGCCCAAGAUCACCAAGAGGAGGAGGAAGGGUGACCUUGCCUUGAUUUUGGAGGAAGGCAAGGCCAGAGCAGCGAGCAAGAAAGCAGCAAGGGAGGCAGGCAUCUCCCCUGAAGAGGAGGCAAAGUUCUUGGACGAGAAUGGUGGCGAGGAUGACAACCAAAGAACGGCCCAGUUUCUUUAUGCGAAGAAGCAGGAGAUCAAGGAUUUGGCUACGAAGUGGGAGCUUCCGGAGCUGUCCAAACGUGGCAAAGCCACGUCCUGA
Symbiodinium necroappetens is the source of this 1782-nucleotide messenger RNA. The record is from the annotation of a GenBank genome assembly. Lineage: Eukaryota; Dinophyceae; Suessiales; Symbiodiniaceae.